AUGCAAACUAGAAAUACCUUUUCUUGGAUAAAGGAACAGAUUACUCGAUCCAUUUCCGUAUCGCUUAUGAUAUAUAUAAUAACUCGGACAUCCAUUUCAAAUGCAUAUCCCAUUUUUGCACAGCAGGGUUAUGAAAAUCCACGAGAAGCGACUGGACGUAUUGUAUGUGCCAAUUGUCAUUUAGCUAAUAAGCCCGUGGAUAUUGAGGUUCCACAAGCGGUACUUCCUGAUACUGUAUUUGAAGCAGUUGUUCGAAUUCCUUAUGAUAUGCAAAUGAAACAAGUUCUUGCUAAUGGUAAAAGAGGGGCUUUGAAUGUGGGGGCUGUUCUUAUUUUACCUGAGGGGUUUGAAUUAGCCCCACCCGAUCGUAUUUCCCCCGAGAUGAAAGAAAAGAUAGGCAAUCUAUCUUUUCAGAACUAUCGCCCUACUAAAAAAAAUAUUCUUGUGAUAGGUCCUGUUCCUGGUCAAAAAUAUAGUGAAAUCACCUUUCCUAUUCUUUCUCCCGACCCCGCUACUAAGAAAGAUGUUCACUUCUUAAAAUAUCCCAUAUACGUAGGCGGGAACAGGGGAAGGGGUCAGAUUUAUCCUGACGGGAGCAAGAGUAACAAUACAGUUUAUAAUGCUACAGCGGCAGGUAUAGUAAGCAAAAUCAUACGAAAAGAAAAAGGGGGGUACGAAAUAACCAUAGCGGAUGCAUCGGAUGGACGUCAAGUGGUUGAUAUUAUCCCUCCAGGACCAGAACUUCUUGUUUCAGAGGGUGAAUCUAUUAAACUUGAUCAACCAUUAACGAGUAAUCCUAAUGUGGGUGGAUUUGGUCAGGGAGAUGCAGAAAUAGUACUUCAAGAUCCAUUACGUAUCCAAGGCCUUUUGUUCUUCUUGUCUUCUGUUAUUUUGGCACAAAUCUUUUUGGUUCUUAAAAAGAAACAGUUUGAGAAGGUUCAAUUGUCCGAAAUGAAUUUCUAGAUCCGCGGAUUUAUCAACAUCAAGUUCGUAAAAAGAACCAAAUUCUUGUUGGCAAUUAUGUAUGAUCAAAAAAAAAAAAUUAUGAAAAGUCUUUUUCUUCUUUAUAUUCUUUUUCUACCAGAUGUCGGGAAUUAAUUGUACCGCAUUCCUAUACAUAGUAUGUAUAUUGUGAAGAAGAUUAUUUGACUUUACCCCUUCUCUUCUUUGUUUUUUUCAAUCUAAAUUGGAGUGUGUGUGACUGUGUCACUAUUGCCAGAUUUAAAUGUCAAUGUCAUAGAAUGCAUUAAUAGUUUUCUAUUAGAAUAAUAGAAUCCAAUUCGACUAGAUACUAGACAUAAGUAAGCGUAGAAUAUAAAGCAAAGGAUAAAUGAAAUGAGGGAAACAAAUGAUUCUAGGAAGGGUUAUUCGUCUUCCUAGUCUUCCACACAAGAAAGGAAUUUUCCACAUCCCUUUCUUGUGUCGAAAUAAUAAUGAUCCUCGACACCUUCGUCAAAAAUUCCUAUUCUUAGUUUAGAUUUUUUUCUAGGUUUAUCAUAAUUUUAGAUUUAUUACGUAUAAGAAGUAGUGGACAAACAAAAAAAAAAGAGAGGGAAAUUUAUUGAACAAAUAGAACUUCUUCAAUGAAGUUAUAAAAAAAAUUUUCAACUUUGAUUAGAUACUAAAAUAAAUAGAGUAAGAAUCUAUUAGUAUAGAAAGGAUUUGUAUGAUAUCUGAUCUAGGGAAAUAUAUAUAUUAUACUGUGUCAUCCAGAAAAUCGAGUGAUUCCUUCUUUCUUCUAACUUUGAAAGGAUCGAUAGAUACUAUCGAGGAGCAGAUGUUCUGAAUCAAUCAAUCAAGUUCGUUUUUCAAAAACAUCAUCAGAAAAAAAAUGAAAUGGAGUUUUUUUAAACAUCGUAAAAGGAGAUCCGUUUUGUCUGGCAUUUAUCCGAAUAAAAUCUUAUGAUUAUUAAGAACUCAACGGGACCUUCCCUCUCGAAUCAGACAAACUUGGCCAAAGAAGGGGGUGGGUCCCAUUGAGUUCUUACGCUUUCAUGUCGACAACUCAAUUCAUCCGAUUACUACAGGGAUGAACCCAAUCCGGAAUAUGAACCAUAAAAGAAAAUGCCUAUUAAACCGAUCACAGGAAUACCAGUUACAGUACCUAUUAGCCAAAGAGGAAUCCUUCCAGUAGUAUCGGCCAUUUACCCCACUUCCCUCCACAUUUCAUCAAGUGGUCAUGCUAGAGACAUAAACAGUCAUGGAUAAUUAUGAGAUGAGAUCCUUCCGAAUGGGAUAAGAGAAUUCCUACUAUUAUUAUUUAUUUUAUUAGUCUCUUUCGUUCUCUUAAUUCUUAAUUGAAAAAAUAAUUGGAAAAUAAAACAGCAAGUACAAAAAUGAGUAAUAACCCCCAGUAAAGACUGGUACGAUUCAAUUCAACAUUUUGUUCGUUCGGGUUUGAUUGUGUCGUAGCUCUAUAAUUCGGAUUAGGUUUAUCGUUGGAUGAACUGCAUUGCUGAUAUUGACCCCAAAAAAGAAACGGUAGGUACAGCUAGUCCGUGAACAGCCAACCAUCGCACUGUAAAAAUUGGAUAGGUUCGAUCUAUGGUCAUUGGGGCCUCCUAAAAAGAUCUACUAAAUUCAUCGAGUUGUUCCAAAGGAUCAAAACGGCCGGUUAUUAAUGGAAUUCCUUGUCGGCUCUCUGUAAAAUACUCGUUUGGCCGAGGACUUCCAAACACAUCGUAAGCUAAACCCGUGCUGACGAAUAACCAACCCGCAAUGAAUAGGGAAGGUAUAGUAAUGCUAUGAAUGACCCAGUAUCGAAUACUGGUAAUAAUAUCAGCAAAAGAACGUUCUCCUGUGCUUCCAGACAUGCCGAGCUCCACAUAUUCUUGUACAGUCAAAGGACGAUCGAUUUCGUAAAAGAUGAGAUCAGUAAAUAGAAAUUCACUGAAAAUGGAUAUUUGUGAGAUCGUCAAUAUUGUACCGAGGGUGUCUUUAGAGUAUACCGAAUCAGUAUAGCUAUCCUUCUUCUGCCACAGCAACGCAAUUUCAAUCAGUAUCGAAAUGAAGUGUUAGAAAAGUUCUUUCUUCCUUUCUUGUUGCUUAUCAAUGUAGAACCAUGUGCCAUUCAAUAGAAAAUCUCUCAAAUUCCUGUAGUAUAGGGUUUCUCUCUACUAUUGGUUUCGGACUAGAAACUGAAGAUCAGGUAAAAUAAAUGUGAAUCUGACAAAUUUCUUUUUAAUAAUUCAUGAAAGAGAUUAUCAUAUUCCCACAAUUUUAUUGAUACGAAAUCUAGAAAUCGCCUUUUCGUUUUCGUGGUUGUAGAAGAGGUUUUUUUUUUUUUUGAAUCUUUUUUUUUUCAUUUUAAAGAAUUUCUUAGUUAUCCAAUAACAAGUAACAGUAGUAGAUAGUAUUCGAUGAAAGAAAGAGAACAAUGAAUAAAAUAAUGGGAACAAUCAAUAUUCGCGAAGCACGCAUUGUUGUAUUAGAUCUAAGGGUUCUUUCUUGACCUAACUACCUAACUAGAAGUUAUAAUAUGGAAAGACAAAAUGUGGAACCUAUAAAGGAAAAGAUAAUAGGAAUUUUUUAGAAUCUAAUUGAACCAAAAUACAGAUUUUAUUUUUUCGAGUGAUCUGAUCGUGCGAUAUCUUUUUUUUUUUCUCAUUCGAGAUACUAUGUGAAUGAACCUACUAUUGAAUCUAAUGAGUUAAAAUUAAAGUAAAAAGUAAAAGAAAAGAUUUUAUUGUUAUAAGGGCACUCUUCGUUCCAAAAUAUAAAAUGUAUUCGAUACAAUUAAAAAAGAAAUGAUCAAAAUAGAAAUGAUUUUCUAAUUUUGUUUCAUAGUGACGCAAAGAAAGUUUCAUUUUUGAAUGAAGUUACACGGCACAGUUCUUAUUUUAUUAUUAGUUUACUCAAGAGUUGCUCAAUGAAUCUGUUGAUUCGGAAUCACGGUAUGGGUAGAUGCCACAGAUAAUGAAUCGAUUUCUUUUUAUACCUCUGUCACUCUAUCUUUGUUAGUGCCGCCUAUAAUAAUUGAUUGAUGAAUCAAAAACUUUCAAUUUAACUUAUUCUUUCAAUUGGUAUUUUUGUUUAUCCUCGUAUCUCGCAAAAAUGGAAACUUAGGUAAGUGCUUUAUAAACAUAUGUAUAAUAAAGAACAUAUUUCAUUUAGCUCCUUCAUGCCUACUAUAACUAGUUAUUUCGGUUUUCUACUAGCGGCUUCAACUAUAACCUCAGUCCUAUUUAUUGGUCUAAGCAAGAUACGACUUAUUUGAAAUUAAUCGAAUAAACAAUUCAUAAAGAGAAACCUUUCCGUGAGAUUCCAUGUAUUCUAUGAGUUCCUUACCGUGUCAAUUGCCAAUUCUUGGUCAUUGCGAUUCAUGGGCAAUUCGGAUUAAGAUUUAGGGAUAGAUAUUACCUCUCUUUUCCCCUUUUCAAACAAAUUGAAAUGAAAUGAUUGAAGUUUUUCUAUUUGGAAUCGUCUUAGGUCUAAUUCCUAUUACUUUGGCUGGAUUAUUCGUAACUGCAUAUUUACAAUACAGACGUGGUGAUCAGUUGGACCUUUGAUUAAUUAACAUCUCUUUUUUUGAUUGACCUCCUCUUUUCUUUAUUCUUUAAUCCACAGGAGGUCAAAUUCAGAUUGCUGUUCAAGUUAGUGAAGUUAGUUCAGUGUAAUUCCAACUAACAAAAACGGAAUCACGCUCUGUAGGAUUUGAACCUACGACAUUGGGUUUUGGAGACCCACGUUCUACCAAACUGAACUAAGAGCGUUUUCUUAUCACAAUAGAUAAGACUAUAAAGAAAAGGAUUCUUUUUGUAACUCCAACACAUCUUGUAUGCAUAUACUAUUAUAGUAUCAUAAAAUGAAAAAUUAUGUAUAUCCAAUUUUAAUUGAUCUCAAUUGAUUCUUCGUUACUGCUCAGAGGAGAAGUAAUAGGUAGGGAUGACAGGAUUUGAACCCGUGACAUUUUGUACCCAAAACAAACGCGCUACCAAGCUGCGCUACAUCCCUUUCAAUUGGUCUACAGUGUCAUUGUAGAGAAUACCUGUCUUGUUUUCCACAUCCUUAUUUCCUCCAUUGAUAUACACAAUUUUUCUUCCCAUUUCUUCUUUUUUUUUUUAUCAUAUUAUUAUAUAUUAACAUAUAAUAAUAAAAGACUUAUAUACAUAUAAAAUAUGAAACCCACCCUAAAAAUGAAAUAAAAAAUAAAUGAAUAUUUUUGGGGAAUGCUCAGGAGUAAAGAAACUUCUUUUUAUGUUUUAAGAAAAAGAAAAUCUUAUCUAGCGAAUCUUCAAUUUGAAUCGGGAAUUCUGUGUACAAAUACAAGUGGUCCAUAUGCAUCUGAUCAUAUAUGUAUUACCAUUAUGUAUUACAAUAAAUAAGGAGGAUUUUAAAUGCGAGAUCUAAAAACAUAUCUUUCCACGGCACCGGUACUAAGUACUAUAUGGUUCGGGUCCUUAGCAGGUCUAUUGAUAGAGAUUAAUCGUUUAUUCCCGGAUGCGUUGACAUUCCCUUUUUUUAAUUAACAUGAGAAGGGGUGAAGAAUAUUAGAGAUACAAUCAAAUAUCUGUGACUAAUUCCUUUCCCCCUCCUCUUUUUUUCUCUUUUUUAGAAUUUUAUAAGGGAGGAGUAAGAGAAAGAAUAAAAGUGGAUUUAACCUCAGCGAAACUCGGGUUCAGACUCGAAUCAAAUUAAGAAUAGAGGGAAAACGUAAAUGUAAAUGUUGGUCUAGUGCAAGAGUAUCAUACAAGAUCCUUAAAUUAAAUACUGUACUGCGAUUAGAAAUAUAGUUAUAGUUAGAAAUCAUUGUAUUACUUAUUAUUUACUAUUACUCUAUUGAUAUUGAUUACAACGAAAUCCUUCAUAUCAUAAUUGGAUUUUGAGUUAGCAACUUCUAUUUUUUUUCCUUACUUUCUUCGGAUCGAAAAUAGAAGACUUGAAUGAAUAAAAAAAAAACAAA
Vitis vinifera (wine grape) is the source of this 5902-nucleotide messenger RNA. Its product is annotated as cytochrome f. The record is from RefSeq and is a predicted model, not a curated record. NCBI's taxonomy places the organism in Eukaryota, Viridiplantae, Streptophyta, Magnoliopsida, Vitales, Vitaceae. The transcript has a single exon. Gene Ontology annotation, biological process: photosynthesis. Gene Ontology annotation, molecular function: electron transfer activity; heme binding; iron ion binding. Bases 1 to 963 code for a protein of 320 amino acids. Gene Ontology annotation, cellular component: chloroplast; thylakoid membrane.